CCUUCAGGAACUUCCCGGAAGGAAAUGGCAGCAGGAAAUCAUUCCUCAGUGACUGAGUUCAUCCUUGCUGGGCUAACAGAACAGCCAGAGCUCCAGCUGCCCCUUUUCUUCCUCUUCCUAGGAAUCUAUGUGGUCACAGUGGUGGGCAACCUGGGCAUGAUCACACUGAUUGGGUUCAGUUCCCACCUCCAAACCCCUAUGUACUAUUUUCUCAGUAGCUUGUCCUUCAUUGACUUCUGUCAAUCCACCAUCAUUACCCCCAAAAUGCUGCUGAACUUCGUGAGAGACAAGAACAUCAUCUCCUACACUGAAUGCAUGAUUCAGCUCUGUUUCUUCCUCCUUUUCGGUAUCUCAGAGUGUUACAUGUUGGCUGCAAUGGCGUAUGACCGCUAUGUUGCCAUCUGCAGCCCUCUGCUUUAUCAUGUCAUCAUGUCUCAUCAGACUUGUUUCUCCCUGAGUGUGGGAGUGUAUACUCUGGGCCUGGUGGGUGCUUUCUCUCAUACUGGCUGCAUGCUCAGGGUGUAUUUCUGCAAAUGGGAUGUGAUCAACCAUUAUUUCUGUGAUCUUCUUCCCCUCCUACAGCUCUCCUGCUCUAGCACCUAUGUCAACAAAUUACUUAUUUUAUGUUUUGGUACCCUUAAUAUCUUUGCCCCCAUCCUGUCCAUCCUGAGCUCCUACACCUUCAUCAUAGCCAGCAUCCUCCGCAUGCACUCCACCCAGGGCAGGUCCAAAGCCUUCAGCACAUGCAGCUCCCACAUGUUGGCGGUUGUGCUCUUUUAUGGAUCAGCUGCCUUCAUGUACCUGCAGCCAUCCUCAGUCAGUUCCAUGGACCAAGGGAAGGUGUCCUCUGUGUUUUAUACUACUGUUGUGCCCAUGCUGAAUCCCCUGAUCUACAGCCUACGGAAUAAAGAUGUCAAUAUUGCCCUAAACAAAAUGCUAGAAAGAAGAAUAUUCUUGUGA
Sus scrofa (pig) is the source of this 960-nucleotide messenger RNA. RefSeq names its product olfactory receptor 8G1-like. NCBI's taxonomy places the organism in Eukaryota, Metazoa, Chordata, Mammalia, Artiodactyla, Suidae. Gene Ontology annotation, cellular component: membrane. Gene Ontology annotation, molecular function: G protein-coupled receptor activity; olfactory receptor activity. The record is from RefSeq and is a predicted model, not a curated record. Gene Ontology annotation, biological process: G protein-coupled receptor signaling pathway.